Molecule: messenger RNA, 3264 nt
Organism: Pneumocystis carinii B80
Lineage: Eukaryota; Fungi; Ascomycota; Pneumocystomycetes; Pneumocystales; Pneumocystaceae
Exons: 1
Coding region: 1-3264 (1087 amino acids)
Source: RefSeq, a predicted model, not a curated record
AUGGCACGGCCGGUUAAGAGGCAAGCACCACAAGGAGCACCAGCAGAGGAGAUUAAGGAGGAACACCUUUUGGCUUUCAUUGCGAAGAAGGAAUAUAAUGAUGAUAAUAAAUGCAAAAAAAGGCUCGAGGAAUAUUGUGAAGAGUUGAAGGAAGCAGAUGAGAAAUUCAGUGUGAAUGAGAAAGUUAAAGAACUUUGUGGUGGUGGUGAUAAAACAAAACGAGAUAAAAAAUGCACAGACCUGCAAGUUGAAGAUGAAUUGGACACUUUUGAUGCGGAAAUUCAAAAUGCAUCGAAUAAUAUAAAAGAUGAAGAAUGUGAAAAAUAUGAAGAAAAAUGUAUACUUUUAGAAGAGACGGAUCAUGAAGAUAUUAAGAAGAACUGUGUCAAGUUGAGGGAAGGAUGUUACAAAUUGAAGCGUGAAAAGGUGGCAGAGGAGCUUCUUUUCAGGGCGCUCGGAGGGGAUGCUAAAGAUGAAAACACAUGUAAAGGAAAGAUGGAAAAGGUUUGCCCAAUGUUAAGCCGAGAAAGCGACGAGUUGAUGUCUUUCUGCCUUGAUCCGACUGGAACGUGUAAAGCGCUGAAAACAAAAUUGGAUACUGUUUGUGGGCCUUUAAAAGUACAGCUUAAAGAUGGCGAAUUAAAGGAAAAAUGUCAUGAAAGACUUGAGAAAUGUCAUUUUUACGGAGAAGCGUGUAGUAAUACAAAAUGUAAGGAUGAUAAGGAGCAAUGCGAGAAAAAUGGAGUCAUAUAUAAAGCGCCAGGAUCCGAUUUUACUCCGGUGAAACCGAGGGCGUCGUUGUUGAGAAGUAUUGGGUUGGAAGAUGUUUAUAAAAGAGCUGAAAAAGAAGGAAUUCUUAUUGGAAAAGUAGGCGUGGAUCUACCAAGAAGGUUUGGUGAUGAUUUUCUGCAAGAUCUUUUGCUAGUGUUGAGCCAAGAUGAGGAUGAUAAGGAUACAGUAAAAAAGUGCACUAAAGCGUUAGAAAAAUGUGAUACUUCUAAGCAUUUGGAUAAUGAUUUUAAAGAGUUAUGCGAUGAUGGAAAGAAUAAAAACGAAAAAUGCAAAAAAUUACUAAAUGUAGAAGAAAGAUGUACAAAUCUCAAAUUAAAUCUUUAUCUGAAAGAUUUGUCUACAAAAUAUGAUAAUGAAAAAUCAAAACUUUUAUUCUGGAGAGAACUGCCAACCUUAUUUACAAAGGGAGAGUGUGCAGAACUUGAAUCGGAAUGUUUUUAUUUAAAAAAGGCGUGUAAAGAUAAGGAGAUUGAUGAAGCAUGUCAAAAUGCACGAGCAGCGUGCUAUAAAAUGGGAAAAGAUAGGAUGUUGAGUACGUUGUUUCGAAAGGAAUCGAAGGGGGAGUCUGGUCAUAAAAGAUAUUAUAACCAUCCUGAAGAAUGCCAAAAAUCUGUGGUAGAAGAGUGUACAAAACUUGAAAAUAAAGAUAAGAGAUACCUUCCAAAGUGUCUUUAUCCUAAAGAACUAUGUUAUAUGCUUUCAGAUGAUAUUUUCCUUCAAUCCAAAGAGUUGGGAGCGCUUUUGGAUGAUCAAAGGGAUUUUCCAUUAGAAAAGCAUUGUGUUGAAUUGAAGGAGAAGUGUGAUGAACUUGAAACUUAUUCACAUUCGAAUUCGGAAAAGUGUAUAACAUUGAGAAGGCGCUGUGAAUACCUUAGAGUUUCAGAGGAAUUUAGAAAAGUAUUUUUAAAAAGAAAAGAUCAUGCAUUAUAUAAUGAGCAAAACUGUACGGAGGUGUUGCAAGAAAAAUGUAAUACUUUAUAUAGGAGGAGAAAGAAUUCAUUUAGUGUUUCAUGUGCUUUGCCAGGAGAAACAUGUGAAUAUAUGGUAUACCGUACAAAAGAUGAAUGUUUUUAUUUAAGUGGCAACAUGGAGGAUGAAAAAAUUGUAGAAGAAAUUGAAAAGAAAAAAGCAGAUGAAACAGCGCUUGAAGAACUCUGCACAACAUGGGGCAGACAUUGUCAUCAACUUGUGGAGAAUUGUCCAGAUAAGUUGAAAAAAGAAAGUGAUAACAAAGAUCAUAACUGUGACAAACUCGAAGAAAAAUGCAGUGAAACCUUUAAAAAGUUGAAAGCGAAGGAGGAGCUGACUCAUCUGUUGAAAGGCAGUUUAAGCGAGGAAAAAAAAUGUAAAGAAGCAUUAGGAGAGCGUUGCACUGUGUUAGAAAAGAAUGAAGCAUUCAAAAUUCUGCUUACUAAUUGUCAAGAGGACACCAAGGAAAGUGUUUGCAAAAAAUUAGUUGAUAAAGUAAAAAAGAGAUGCCCUACUUUAAAAACCGAUUUGGAGAAUGCGAAAGAGGAGUUGACAAAGAUGAAGACUGAGUACGAUGCGCUCAAACAGGCGGCAGAAAAAUCUACAAAGGAAGCUAAGUUAUUGCUAUCAAAGUCUGGAAAAGCCGCAAUGCCAACUGCGCAGAAUGGCAGUGCUUCUGCACCAGUACCAGCACCAGCAGGAUCAGGGUCGUCAUCAGCAUCAGGGUCACCACCACCACCAGGGCCACCACCAGCAGCAGGGCAACCAAGUGGUGAAACACCAGGAGCACCAGGUGGACCACCAGGAGCACCAGAUGGAACAUCAGGCACAUCAGGUCAAACGAAGAAUAAUGCAAAACUUGGACUCGUUAAAAGAGCAUAUGUAGAUGGAGGAGUAUCAGAAGCAGAGGUCAAAGCAUUUGAUGCAACGACGAUAGCAUUGGAGUUGUAUUUGGAAUUGAAAGAAGAAUGUAAAGCUUUACAACUAGAUUGCGGUUUUAGAGAGGAAUGUCAGGAAUCUAAACAAGCUUGCGAAAAAAUAGACGAGUUAUGCGGAGGAAUAAAACCAUUAGAAAUUAAGCCUCAUCAUACAGAGAAAAUAACAGAAACGAAGACAGAAACGAAGACGGAAACAAAGACGGAAACAAAGACUGAUGGCAAGGCUGAUGAGAAGACCGUUGAGAAGACUGUUACGGUAACCAAGUCAGUAGGUGGAGGAAAAGUAACAGAAGAGUGUACAAUGGUACAAACAACAGAUACAUGGGUAACACGUACAUCAUUGCAUACGAGUACGACAACGAGUACGUCAACGGUGACGUCGACAGUGACGUUGACGUCGAUGCGCAAGUGCAAGCCUACCAAAUGUACCACCGAUUCAAGCAGAGAGACAGAAGAAGGAGGAAAAGAAGAAGAAGAAGUAAAACCGAAUGAUGGGAUGAAAAUAAGAGUUCCUGAUAUGAUUAAAAUAAUAUUGUUGGGAGUGAUUGUUAUGGGGAUGAUGUAA